Messenger RNA from Cicer arietinum (chickpea), 1638 nucleotides. Its product is annotated as PI-PLC X domain-containing protein At5g67130. Lineage: Eukaryota; Viridiplantae; Streptophyta; Magnoliopsida; Fabales; Fabaceae. Gene Ontology annotation, biological process: lipid metabolic process. Gene Ontology annotation, molecular function: phosphoric diester hydrolase activity. The record is from RefSeq and is a predicted model, not a curated record.
GCAAUGGUUUCAACUUUCCCGUAUGCUCACACGUCUUCCUCACUCAUACGUUUCACUUUUACAAAUUCAAAUUUCCCAUUCCCUUAUUAUAACUGAAACCUAUAUCUCCUCAUCCUACAUUUUCUCUUUUAUAACUAUUUCCUUUUCAUAAACAUUAAACUUAACAAUUAAUCAUGCAUUUGCAGAACUCAACCCUUGCAACAACAACAACUCUCUUUGCUAUCUUACUUCUUCUCCAUUCCUCACUCGCUCUCAAGGAAGGACAAAUAUGCUUAGCAGACAAAAAUUGUGACUUGGGUUUGCACUGUGAAACGUGCGUUGCAAAUGGAAACCUACGACCAAGGUGCACUCGUAUUCAACCAAUCAAUCCAACUUCAAAGGUUAAAGGCUUGCCGUUUAAUCGCUAUUCAUGGUUAACUACACAUAAUUCAUUUGCGCUUCUGGGUCAGAAAUCAGCAACGGGUUCUGUGAUUCUCGCUCCUACUAAUCAGCAAGAUACUAUCACUUCUCAGCUUAAUAAUGGUGUACGAGGGUUGAUGCUUGACAUGUAUGACUUUGAGAAUGAUGUUUGGUUGUGUCACUCAUUUGGUGGCCAGUGCUACAACUACACAGCUUUUCAACCUGCCAUUAAUGUUCUCAAAGAGAUUCAAACAUUUCUUGAAGCAAACCCAUCAGAGAUUGUUACUAUCAUUAUUGAGGACUAUGUUACUUCACCAAAAGGCCUAACAAAGGUGUUUAAUGCUGCUGGACUGAGAAAAUACUGGUUUCCUGUAUCUCGAAUGCCGAAGAAUGGUGGAAACUGGCCAACAGUAGAUGACAUGGUGCAGAAGAAUCAACGUUUAGUAGUCUUCACUUCGAAAGCGUCUAAGGAAGCUUCUGAAGGGAUAGCCUAUGAGUGGCGAUAUUUAGUCGAAAAUCAAUAUGGAAAUUCAAAUGGAGGCAUGAAGGCUGGUUCAUGUCCGAAUCGCGCUGAAUCUCCACCUAUGAACACAACAUCAAGAUCAUUAGUCCUAGUGAAUUAUUUUCGAGAUCUUCCAGAUGAAACUAAAUCUUGCAAGGACAAUUCAGCUCCUUUGCUUGACAUGGUCAACACUUGCUAUCAAGCAGCCGGCAAACGUUGGCCUAAUUUCAUUGCUGUUGAUUUCUACAAGAGAAGUGAUGGAGGAGGAGCUCCAGAAGCAAUUGAUGUGGCUAAUGGUCAUCUAGUAUGUGGGUGUGGAAACAUAGCCUCCUGCAAGGCAAACAUGACAUUUGGAGCAUGUGAAUUGCCUGAGGCUGAGCUAACAUCUCCCAGUGGAGCAGCACAAGACUCCAGCUUUAGCAUUCUAAAUUGCAAGCCACUUAAUUUAUUCUUGUCUUUUGCCACUACUCUUUUGGCCAUGCUAUUUGUGGCAUUGUGAAACGGUCAAUAUUUACCUUAAUAAAAUGCAAGUAGAGAAGAGAAGAAAGGGUUUGAAUAUUUCUUUUUAUUUGUAGUUGGGUUUUGUUUUAUUUAUUUGUAGGGCGAAAUUUGAAAGGAGUAGUUGUAAUUUUACAGGCAUGUUAUGAAUGCAGUGUAACUUAAUAUUGUAAAGUUGUCGUGUGCAACAUGUGGUGGUGGGUUUUGUUAAUUAAUAGUGCACUUGUGUGAAAGUAAAA